Molecule: messenger RNA, 1764 nt
Organism: Notodromas monacha
Lineage: Eukaryota; Metazoa; Arthropoda; Ostracoda; Podocopida; Cyprididae
Source: the annotation of a GenBank genome assembly
AUGGCGGUUGCUAUCUUACGUUUGCCCCUUUUCUGCAUCUCCUUCGGUUCACCGGUGGACACACGGUACGGUUUGGUGCACGGGGAUGAAAAACAUUGGCUGUGUUACGACGCGAAGGAGCAUGGACGCUACUUGGCCCAGGUGUACGAUGCGAUGAAUGAGCAUCCGGAUGCGCCGACGCUGGGGGAACUGCAAGAAGCCGAUGCGCACAAAAACGCCGUGGUGGAGUUCCACGCGGCCACUUGCGCAGUUCCCGAAUCCGUUGGCAAAUUCAAGGUCGGCAUCACUAGACAUGGUCGCAUGGACAACACCAUUCAGAUCAGAGUUGAGACGAUUGAUGGUUCAGCGACGUCAGAAGCAGACUUCAUGCCCAUCAACCAGAUCCUGACGUUUCAGCCAAAUGAACUUGAGAAGGAGGUGGAGGUGGAAAUAAUCAAUGACGAUCAAUGGGAGCCGGAUGAAGAAUUUUUCUUGAAAUUGUCCUUGCUGCCGUUGGACGAGUACCCACAUUCGCAUGAUGGUCUCGUCUUGGGAAAGCUGUCCAUCAUGGAAAUCACCAUCUUGAAUGACGAUGAUCCUGGUGUCAUUUCGUUCGAGAAAGGAUGCUAUUUGGUGAAAGAAAGUUGCGGCGCGUGUGUCAUCCCAGUGAUGCGGCGGAAUGGCGCUGACGGAGAAAUUUCCGUCAAAUACAAGACCAUUGACAGAUCCGCAGUAGCUGGGAAGGAUUAUGUUCCUCAAGAAGGAACGUUAGUCUUCAGGAACAACGAGACGGAGUUGGAGAUUGAAAUUCCGAUCAUGAAUGAUUUCGAUUACGAGAAAAACGAGCAUUUUGAAUUGGAGUUGUUCGAUCCAACAGGAGGUGCCAGCGUUGGGAGGUUGAAUCGCACGACUAUCACAAUCGUCAACGACGACGAUGUUCUCCCGAAAUCAUUGAACGUUGUGUUGAAGACAUGCUCUUCUCGGGCAGAUUUUCAAUCGAUGAUGAAUAAGAUGAUGGCGAUGACAAAUGCCAACUUGGACAAACUCAAAGUAACCCACGAAACGUGGGCCGCGCAAGUCAAGGAGGCGUUGAACGUGAACGGUGGUGAUCUGGAGAACGCGACCUGGAUUGACUACGUCAUGCACAUCCUCACCUUUGCUUGGAAGCUAAUUUUCUGCGUCAUCCCACCGGUGGACAUUUGGGGCGGUUGGUUAUCUUUCUUCGUAUCGCUGCUGUUCAUCGCUAUUCUCACCGCAAUUGUUGGUGACUGCGCGGCCAUCUUUGGUUGCCUCGUCGGGCUCAGUGACGAAGUCACAGCCAUUACUUUUGUGGCAAUGGGUACUUCGUUGCCGGAUACGUUCGCAUCCAAAGCAGCUGCAGCGGGUGAGAAAUACGCCGAUCUGGCAAUCGGCAAUGUGACGGGAUCCAAUUCCGUGAACGUGUUUCUGGGUCUUGGACUCCCUUGGCUCAUGGCCGCCAUUUAUCACACAAUGAAUAAUACAAAAUUCCGGGUACCUUCGGGUUCCCUGGGCUUUGGAGUGUCGGUAUUCACAGUCUGCGCCUUGAUCACAAUCGCAAUCAUCUACGCACGAAGGUACUUGUCUGUGUUUGGCAACGCAGAGUUGGGUGGCCCUCAGGGUCCCAAGUACGCGUCGGCCGGUGUGAUCUUCUCCUUGUGGAUCGUCUACAUCGUGUUGGCAUCCCUGCAAAACUACGGCUACAUUGGCAACAUCAUCUAAACAAAAACAAAGAACGAAGAGACAACAACAACAACAACAACAAAA